Molecule: messenger RNA, 1611 nt
Organism: Cygnus olor (mute swan)
Lineage: Eukaryota; Metazoa; Chordata; Aves; Anseriformes; Anatidae
Gene: CNOT11
Product: CCR4-NOT transcription complex subunit 11
Exons: 7
Coding region: 1-1473 (490 amino acids)
Biological process (GO): mRNA catabolic process; negative regulation of translation
Cellular component (GO): CCR4-NOT complex
Source: RefSeq, a predicted model, not a curated record
AUGCCCGGGGGCGGGGGCAGCCCGGCGGAGGCGGCCGGCGAGGCGGCGGCGGCGGCAGGAGGAGGGGGAGGGGGAGGGGGCGGCGGCGGCGGCGGGGGGCUGCCGGUGCCGCCGGUGGCCGGCAGGAUGAGCCUGUCGCCCAAGGAGCUGUCGAGCCUGCUGAGCAUCGUGUCGGAGGAGGCGGGCGGCAGCACGUUCGAGGGCCUGUCGAGCGCCUUCCACCACUACUUCGGCAAGGCCGAGCACUUCCGCCUGGGCUCCGUCCUCGUCCUGCUGCUGCAGCAGCCCGACCUGCUGCCCAGCCCCGCGCAGCGCCUCACCGCCCUCUACCUGCUCUGGGAGAUGUACCGCACCGAGCCGCUCGCCGCCAACCCCUUCGCCGCCGUCUUCGCCCACCUGCUCAACCCCGCGCCCGAGCGCGGCGGGGACGAGGCGGAGCGGACGCCGCUCUCCGGCUUCUUACCUCCCAUAACUCCUCCAGAGAAAUUCUUUCUCUCUCAGCUGAUGUUAGCCCCCCCUAGAGAGCUGUUCAAGAAGACUCCUCGACAGAUCGCGUCCAUGGAUGUAGGAAACAUGGCCCAGUCAGUGGACAUAAGUGGCCUUCAGCUGGCAUUAGCAGAACGCCAGUCCGAGCUGCCAACGCAGAGCAAGGCCAGCUUCCCCAGCAUCCUCAGCGAUCCUGACCCAGAUUCUUCCAACUCCGGUUUCGACAGCUCUGUUGCCUCCCAGAUCACUGAAGCCUUAGUGAGUGGACCAAAGCCUCCUAUAGAAAGUCACUUUCGACCAGAGUUUAUUCGACCGCCACCUCCGCUCCAUAUAUGUGAGGAUGAAUUGGCAUGGUUAAAUCCAAUAGAACCAGAUCACACAAUUCAGUGGGAUAAAUCAAUGUGUGUUAAAAACAGCACCGGAGUUGAGAUAAAAAGAAUCAUGGCCAAAGCUUUCAAAAGUCCCUUGACUUCCCCACAGCAAACGCAGCUCCUUGGAGAACUGGAAAAGGACCCCAAGCUCGUUUACCAUAUUGGUCUUACUCCUGCCAAAUUGCCAGACCUCGUUGAAAACAAUCCUUUAGUAGCUAUAGAAAUGCUGCUCAAACUGAUGCAGUCUAGUCAGAUAACAGAGUAUUUUUCUGUCUUGGUCAACAUGGACAUGUCCUUACAUUCAAUGGAAGUUGUAAAUCGGCUUACUACUGCAGUUGAUCUCCCUCCUGAGUUUAUUCAUCUUUAUAUCUCCAACUGUAUCUCUACCUGUGAACAGAUUAAAGACAAAUACAUGCAGAACCGCCUGGUACGUCUUGUUUGUGUCUUCCUUCAGUCUUUGAUCAGAAACAAAAUUAUUAAUGUACAGGACUUGUUUAUAGAAGUGCAAGCAUUCUGCAUCGAGUUCAGCCGGAUAAGAGAAGCAGCUGGCCUUUUCAGAUUGCUGAAGACACUAGAUACUGGGGAAAGUCCAUCAGAGACAAAAACUUUCAAAUAAAACCACUUCAUCGCUGGGGGGGAUAUCAGCAUUCUAUACUAAUUAAUUGUAUAUUUUAAACCAAAAUCACUGGAUUAAUGAUGUAAUACAUUAUAAAUAGCAUUUUAUGCAUUUAAACAAUAAAUAAUGUUUUUCUGA